GAAUCGGAUCCUAAAAAAUUCUUAUUUAAAAGAUACGAGCAUAGUUUUACAUAUUUUAUUUGUAAAGAAACUUUAAGUCAUUUUUUAUACUAUUCUUAUUUCUGGUUCUUAUUCUUUAUUAGCUCCUAAGUUUUAUAUAUCGCGGGUUAAGCGCGUUUUUACAAACAAAUGCUACUGUGUGCGUUGUAUCGGCUCAUAAAUACGGCGUUUGAAUUAUAAGUAUUUUAUUAUGAAAAAUCUUGUCUACUUUCAACAGUUUGUCAUCACAGAGAUAUUGCUAUGUAAUUGAUUGCAUUGCCGAAUCAACAAAACCGGAUUGCCCAUAAUAUCUACUCGCGUUGUUGUUACUUUUAGUCUCUUUCUUUUUUUCUGUAUGCCUUUUUUGCUUAUUAUGUUUGCAUUGGUGUCAUAAUCGUGGUGUUCCACUGUCGCCCAAUCAUCGCCACAUCGAUUCAUGUGUGUGUGUGUGUGUCUAAUGAGUUUGAAUUUGCUGAUUAUUGGCAGAUCUCUAUAGUUCAGAAUGUGUUCGUCAUCAAUCGAAACAAUGGAUUCACAAAUCAACAAAAUUGAGGCCAUUCUAAAUGGAACAAUCAUCGACAAUUCCGAUAAAGAGUUCUUACAGGUAGACUAUUCACUCGGACAGCAGAACGAUGAAUCAAAUGCCCGUGGAAUUGAUGCUAAAGUUUCCAAUGAAUUUGGUCCCAAGAUCGGCCUGAAUGUAACGUUCAUCGUCACGGCGGUUAUUUUCAAUGAACGGCAAGAAGUACUCAUGAUACAGGAAGCCCGAUCAACAUGCUCAGGAAGUUGGUAUCUACCUGCAGGUCGUGUUCAACCAAAAGAAUUGCUUGAGACUGCCAUUGAACGUGCCGUACUAGCAGAAUCUGGCCUUUGUUUCCAACCAAUCUCUGUGAUCAAAGUAGAAUCAUCGCAUGGAAAUUGGUUUCGUUUUGUCUACAUAGGACGUAUCACUGGUGGUCAGUUGAAGACCGUUUCGAAAGCAGACGAACAAUCGCUCCAAGCCUGUUACGUAGAUGAUGCUGGUCAUCUAUCGUUACGAUCUCGAGACUGCCUUCCAUUGAUCGAAUUUGCUCGUGAUUACUAUCGUAAUGGCCAAUCAUGGCACUCGCCCCAAUUGAUUUGUCGACGCUACAUUCCCAAUCUCUACAUGCGAUUGGUGAUAGCAUCCUGGGACCAACAAAUUGGUAAACAUCGAAUUCUCAUUGCACAUUCUUUGUCACCACAUUUACCAAUCUGUCAGCUUAAUCCCACUCGAAGCGUAUAUUCUACAUUAAAACGCUUCAUGCAGUAUUUAUUUGGCGGCAAUGACGGCAUACCGAGCAAUUCGGCAGUUCCACCGCAUAAACCACUGGGAUUAAUGGCUAUCGAGCAUGAUUUUGCCGACCAUACUGAUCAAUACGAUGGUCUAUGUCUAACGCUGUUAGUUCAUUGUAAACAUUCGGAUUCACCUCUACACAGUGGAUUCACAUGGACUAUUCUGAGCGUCACGGGCGAACAACUUUUAGUUGACAAAUUGUCUUCCCGAUUCAAAACCAUAGCUCAUUCAGUGCUUUGAAGCAACACUUGGCCAUAUUUUAAACCACAAUGGAAUAAUAAUUAAAACAAGGAAACAUAAUUAA
Messenger RNA from Dermatophagoides farinae (American house dust mite), 1637 nucleotides. RefSeq names its product 8-oxo-dGDP phosphatase NUDT18. The record is from RefSeq and is a predicted model, not a curated record. Lineage: Eukaryota; Metazoa; Arthropoda; Arachnida; Sarcoptiformes; Pyroglyphidae. Gene Ontology annotation, molecular function: 8-oxo-dGDP phosphatase activity; 8-oxo-GDP phosphatase activity.